AUGGAUAGCCUCGAUCAGAUCUACUCCAAGGUGCUGGAUAUGCAAGAUGGUUGUUCACAGAUGGCUGCCAAAAACCGAAGUGAGUGCCUCUGCAACUCCUGUCAGUCGUCCUCGCCAGCUAUGCCUUGGUUACAGGAGGAUACCAACCGUGUUGAGGUUGGCAUGGUCACCUACAAUGCGAACGAGGGCAUUGUGACACAUACAGGUGUGAACUUCUGGUUCACCCGUGGUGGUCGCGUGCUGAAGCGGAUUGAGACGAUGUCGAUUUGGGUUGAUGCCUCACGUCCGGAUGUGUCCAAUCUCUGGACAAUGGUCUUCGGUAUCAUUUGGACGCUGCUGCUUCUUCACAUCUUCUGUACCGAGGUCAAAGAGAUUGCAAUCAUCCUGAUCAACGCUGACACAGUUUGGUACAUGGCGCUGCUCGAGGAGUACGUGGGCUUCUCUAACACUGUGGACUGGAUCUCCCUCAUCGUGGCCACGGUGGUUGCGGUUUUCUUCGUGCUGCUGUCAUAUCAGUCUACCGAGCUACAGGUGGCCAUGAACGUGAUCCUGCAGUCUGAAGCUGGCGCAGAUCGCGAGGCUUAUGAAGAGUCGGUCAGCCAAUUCUUCGCGCAGUGCCAGGCAGCCCUUGAGCAGGAGAGGAGCAGUCGCAUCAUGCUCAGCAUCUACCCCUUCAUGCUGAUGUUGCGUCUUCUGAAGUCUUUCGAUGCACAGCCGCGGCUGGCGAUUAUUACAGAAACACUGCGGGAAGCCAGCCAGGACAUGCUCCAUUUCGGACUUGCCUUCUGCGGGGUCUGCGUUUGCCUUUGCCUUCAGUCGGUGCUCAUCUUCGGGCGGGAUGUGGAGGACUUGGGCAAUUUCGGGAGAGCCCUUCAUUUCGCCUUCAGGAUAGUUUUCGAUGAGUUCGACGACAAGCACUUCAAAGAGCUGGAGAUGGUAUCCCGUCCUGCGGCCUACGUGUGGUUCACCGCAUUUGAGGUCCUGGUUGUAAUCAUCCUUCUGAACAUGCUGCUGGCGAUCAUCAUGGACAACUACAUGAUGGUAAAGAAGCGUGCACGGCUGCGCCAGUCUUUGCUUCACCAGAUUCAGGAGCUGUGGCGCCGUUGGCGGAUGAAUCGCAGAAAGGAGCGCGUGCAGCUGAAAGAGAUUUGGAACGCUUUUGCAGAGGAAGCUGUCUGGAAUCGCAAGGUGAUGUGUCAGAGCGACCGGCUGCUGAACAGCCACUUUCUUGUGGAAUUGAUACCUGGCCUGCCUCCCUCGCAAGCAGAGAGGACACUUCACAAUUCCUGGACGCAGCAUCUGCAGGAGACUGAAGCGCCUUUCGCCGUAAGCGAGGCCCACGAAUCCCUGGCAGACUUGGAGAGCAGCACACGCUGCAUCCGGAGUGGCCUGUACUUCGCCUUCGACGUGGUCCACUACUUCGAUAGCCGGCCUGUUCCAGGGACGAACGAUCUCGUGACGGACACCCAGGAGAAGGCGAUCUUCAAGCUGGCCAUGAACGAGGCCAUUGAGGAGGAGGAAGAGUUAGCUGCCUUUACCGAGCGCGCAAAACGGGAGGAGAAGGACAGCGAGAGGACAGUCGUGGCCUUCGUGGAGGAUCAGACUGCGAGGCUCUCCUCCGAAGCCGCGGAGACCUUGGCCCAGGCACUGCAAAGCUUGGAGAAGCACCAGAUCCACAUCGAGCAGCGCGAGGAUGCGAUGACGGACGCCGUGCGGCAGAUGCACGCGCGCCUGCUUCAGCUGCGCAGCGAUGCGGCGAUUGCCACUCGCCGCCUCGAGAAGGCCCUCUACAUCCGGGAGCAGCGGAACAAGGGCAGCAGUGCCUGGCGCAAGCGGAAGGCUCCUGUUUCCGUGAUGAUUGAGUCGUCCUUCGGCUCUGACCAAGCAGAGUUUGGGGCUCCAACCAUGGAGCUGGAGAGGCUGAGGCUGUCGAAUACCACCUGA
This is a messenger RNA of Symbiodinium sp. CCMP2592, 1944 nucleotides long. The record is from the annotation of a GenBank genome assembly. Lineage: Eukaryota; Dinophyceae; Suessiales; Symbiodiniaceae.